Molecule: messenger RNA, 3932 nt
Organism: Nematolebias whitei (Rio pearlfish)
Lineage: Eukaryota; Metazoa; Chordata; Actinopteri; Cyprinodontiformes; Rivulidae
Gene: lzts3b
Product: leucine zipper, putative tumor suppressor family member 3b
Exons: 8
Coding region: 1-2466 (821 amino acids)
Biological process (GO): regulation of dendritic spine morphogenesis
Cellular component (GO): dendritic spine
Source: RefSeq, a predicted model, not a curated record
AUGCAGGCGGCAGGCUUGGAUGUAUGUGGGAACAUUGUGGGUCGGGGAGCAGUGGAGAAGACCAGCGUUGGCGUGAACCACCACCCGCACAGAGAGAUGGCCGCCACCAGAACCGACAAUGAAAACAACCCAGUCGGGCACAACCCACCAAACCACAACCCGCCCAAGAUUAUGGCCGUGUCAGGAAAACUGGAGCAGGCGAUGCAGAGCAGCUCCGGACUCGUCCGGCCCUCCGCCUUCAAGCCGGUGGUUCCCAAGAGUUUCCACUCCAUGCAGAACCUGGUGGCCCAGGCAGGAGGGACUGGGAGUGAGGGGAAGGCUGACGGCAGGGGUGAGGGCUUCAGUGAGGGCAGAGUAGGCAGGAGGGGCAGAGAUGGAGGGGGAGGGGAGACGGGGGAGGUGCCAGAGGCCCUGCUCCUGGACCAGGACAGCCCAGUUAGGGUCAGCAGGAGUGAGGGAGGGGGAAAUGGUACUGAAGUGGUUCAGGGAGGGAUGUCAGAUUCAGGAAGAAACUCCCUGACCAGUCUGCCCACCUACACAGGCUCGGGGUCUGGCUGCGGGCCCCCGGCAGUCUUGGGACCGCUCAGUGCUUCCACGAGCCACAUUAACAGGUUGGGCAUGGCUGGGGCCGCUGCAGGCCUGGAUAAGAUGGAAAAGCCUGGAUACCAGAACGGGCUCAGCGCCUCAGAUAGUGGCCGGUCCUCCUCGGGAAAAAGCUCCUCGUCCUAUCAGAGGCUGAGCCACCUGAGUGAUGCUCCAGCACCUCUGCGCCCCUCCCCCUCCUCUGAUGACAUCAUCCAGGACCUCGAGGACCGACUGUGGGAGAAAGAGCAAGAGGUGCAACACAUGCGCAGAAACCUGGACCAAAGUGAAGCCGCGAUCAUUCAGGUGUUUGAUGAGAAGCAGCGAGUUUGGGAACGACAGAUGGACGAGCUGAGACAGAACUACGCUUCACGCCUGCAGCAGGUAACUCGGCGAGCUCAGCGCUCCCAGACCACCCUGCAGGCCCAGAUAACGCGUCUAUCCCAGGACAAGAGGAGGCUUCAGGAGGAGAUGGCGGCUCUGUUGGCCCAGAGAGAGGAGCUGGAGAGAAAAUGCUUGGAUUACAGGAAAGAGCAGGCUGACAUCCUGCCUCGGCUGGAGGAGACCAAGUGGGAGGUGUGUCAGAAGGCUGGUGAGAUCUCCCUGCUAAAGCAGCAGCUGAGGGAGAGUCAGGCUGAAGUGACCCAGCGAGCUGGAGAAAUGGUGGCCUUGAGAGGCCAGCUGAAGGAGCUCAACGCCCAGCUGAGGGAGCGGGAGGAGGUCAUGCUGGGCCUGAAAGACUCCUACAGCACCAAGUGUCUGGAACUGGAGAAGUGUGAAGGCGAGCUGAGGAGGACUCUGUCUGAGGUGUCCAUCCUGAGAGAGAAGCUGGGAGUAUUUGAAGCAGAGGUGCUCAGUUUAAAGCGUGCUCUGAAUGAAGUGAGCCGAGGGGCUGAAGUUGUUGUGAGCCCCAACUUAGCUGCAGUGGGGCUGCUGCCACCGUGGGGAACUGUCCACUGCCCACGAAACCCAGCGGAGCCCCCCACCAACUCACUCAAUCCCACGUCUGACACCUUGCUGAGUCUUCAGAGUGAUGAAGCAAAAGCCCAGAGGCAGGAGGCUCAGAGACAAGAGAGGCAGCAGCGUGAAGAAGCACAGUGGCGUGACGUGCAGCAGCGGCAAGAUCCCUACAUGCAGCAGGAUCUCCAUAUGCGUUCGGAUCCACAGAUCCGAACAGAGGCCCAACUCCGCCAGGAGGCCCAGCUUCGUCAGGAGGCCCACCUACGCCACGAAGCCCAAAUACGCCAAGAGGCUCAACUACGCCAAGAAGUGCAGCUCCGUCAGGAGGCCCAGCUCCGCCAUGAGGCUCAAAUGCGUCAGGAGGCCCAGCUCCGCCAUGAGGCCCAACUCUGCCAGGAUGGGCAGAUGCGUCAGGACACCCAUCAGCCACAGCGGGGGCAGGAGGGUCACUGGGACGAAGCAGGGGAGCUGCGCAGGCAACUAGAACAGCUUCAGGCUGCGCUGCGCCUGGAGAGGCAGCAACGGGAACGCCAGGCCCUGAACUUCGACCAGGAGCGCCACACCUGGCAGGACGAGAAAGAACGGGUGUUAAAAUAUCAGGCGCAGCUGCAGCUCAGCUACGUGGAAACACUGCAGAAGAACCAGGCGUUGGAAAAACGGAUGAGCCAACUGGGAGCCAAACAAACCACAACCUCCACCACCAUCACUACCACUCCAACGUCCCCCACCUCCUCUACCUCUCCACCUCCUCCACCAGCCAUGUCACCUCUCUCUCCUCCGCUGCCUCCUUCCCUCUCUGGCCCCAUUGCCCUCACCCUCUCCCCUCCAUGUGAAGACCAAAAGGGCCCUCCAUCCCUCCACCAGCUCGCGCCUCCCUGGGCCGGACCGUCUCGCCUGGAGAGGAUAGAGUCAACAGAGAUUUAGACAGUUUGAUGAAACGUGCACUUCAUUUCGUUGGGCUCUCAGCUGAAAGGCCUCUAACCCAAAAACUUUUCAACAGAAACAAAAACUAAUUCAAGAAGCUGAAGCACCCUUUUCAUCGCAGCUACAUCCACGAAACAUCAGCUGUAAACUAAAGACAAACUGAACAGGAAGCUGAACAUACGGUUCAUCAUCACAGGGUUUACUUCAUCUUUUUCUCUAACUUGUUGCACACUAACACAUCUGACACUAUCUGACAUCUGAUCAGUGACAAAAGGACACGAUAAAAAAUAAACAACACUAUUACACACAUCAUUCUUUUGCCUGUGCUAGAAAACAAAACCAGACAAUCAGGGAAAUUGUCAGAAUCGAUCAAUGCGAACACAUCGUGGUAUUUAUUCAUUGUAGGUCUGUGUCACUGGUUCUGUAAAAGUAGACUUAGUGAUCAAAGUGUGUGACGUUACUUUACAUUUCUGGCCAGAGAGCGCCUUACUCCAUUCUUCCCAGCAUGCAUACGAGAAUAACUACUUAAUGCUGGGGAUUGAUGAAAAAAAAAGAAUAUAUGUAUAUCAAGAGUGUGAUUAUUUAUUUUCAGUGCUUUACUAUGAGCAAACCAGCUACACACUAUUACACACAACUGGACACACCUAUGGAGUGACUCUUCAUGCACAGGGCUCAACAUGCACGACCCGCCACAACACUAAGACCAAGAGAGUUUAUAUUUUCUACAAACUGGAUUUACAUAAAAGAUAAUCAGCUCUAAACGAACACAUUCUUUGGAUGUGAGAACUUGACUUGCUUUCUUUUCAGAUUCUCUGCUGUGACUAAAAUAUUAACACUAGGGGUCAUUGGAGAGCUUUCACUGAACCCCCCCAGCUGAACAGGACGUGAACGUGCACACACAAUUUGAAUUUAGAUAUUAUGACAAUUGUGUUAUUGUGCGUUUGCAGCCAAAAUACAUGAAAGUGCAGUCAGUCACCCUAAAGGGAAAACAUUUUGUAUAGAAUGUAUGAUAUUCUAGCAGACUGAAAAAAACCUAUUAUAGUUAAUGUGUGUGUGUGUGAGAGAACGAGUUUGCGCAAGCGAGUGUGUGCAUGUGUGUAUACAUAUAAAAAGCUUCAGCUUAUGACAUUGAGGAUAGAGGGACUAGUGGCAAUAGAAGUGGAGAUGCAUUUAGAUAAAAAGGGAUUUCCUUUUCCAUCCAACCAUGUGAGGCUGAAUUUUUAAACUGGGGAUAAAUGUAUAUCUUGGACAAAGUUUUACUUUCUUCUGUAUAUUUCAUGUACACAAAGCAGGGGGGGACAGAAGUUGGAAACAAAUGCCUGAAAAGUGGAGCCUUUUAAAGGAGAGCGUUCAGGCUAAGUGCACUACGUAGUGUCCCAAACACAAGUUCUGAUGUACAGUAGAGUCCGAUGUGAAUAUCAUGGCUUUUAUAACUGUUGUUUAUGCCAGCAUUAAAAAGAUGUUGC